UUGUGGCUGUCUGCAUGGUGACACAUCUCUGAGGGGAAAAAAUUUUUGCUACCUGUCAACACAGAAUACUUGGUAUACCUGAGCAUUCAACCAAAUUAUACUGUCGGGAAUGCGAGAACACGUCCGCCACGGGGUCAGAGCAAGAGUAGGUUUGGCGAAGAUCAGAGCGGCUGCCUCGUUUGAAGCGGGUGCAGAGUUUCGGGUGGGCUCUACUCAGGCUCCCAGAGCUCCAAUUCCUCCCGUCCCUCGAUCAGAUCCUGCGGGAUACCGCCUGCCUCAUGCUCACGGCCCGGGACUAGCCCCGCGAAUCGAGUCCCACUUACCUAUGCCGCGCGGCGUGGCACUGUACAUAUCAUCGAGCAUUGCUUUUGGUGACACAAGAACAUCCAUCACAUUGCAUACGAGGCGCCCCGCCACCGGUAAUGCCAUCAGUAACUGAACUUUUCGACCGCAAAAGUGGUCGCCUUCGCCUCCUGCCCUGACCAGGCCCUUCACAUCCUCGACAAUGCCUCCGGGCCCAAAUCAAACCCAACACAUACCCUCUCGGCGGCGGUGUUGUGAUAUUGGGCAGUCGUGGCUUCUAUUAGCAUGUGCCUAGAACGCUUAGCGGAGUUGCCCAGGGUAUGCCUGAGCUGCAGACAA
This is a messenger RNA of Trematosphaeria pertusa, 642 nucleotides long. RefSeq lists its product as uncharacterized. Bases 110 to 439 code for a protein of 109 amino acids. Lineage: Eukaryota; Fungi; Ascomycota; Dothideomycetes; Pleosporales; Trematosphaeriaceae. The record is from RefSeq and is a predicted model, not a curated record. The transcript has a single exon.